Molecule: messenger RNA, 7675 nt
Organism: Phycodurus eques (leafy seadragon)
Lineage: Eukaryota; Metazoa; Chordata; Actinopteri; Syngnathiformes; Syngnathidae
Product: protein yippee-like 1
Exons: 4
Coding region: 166-525 (119 amino acids)
Source: RefSeq, a predicted model, not a curated record
UUUCCUGGCGCGGCGUCGGUGUGGAGCUGCCACACGCCCGAGCCCACCGGCACCACGACGGCCCUGGCUUGCAUCCUCCAGUGUUUGUUCUGUCAGCAAGUCCAGCAGAGUUGCAACCCGUCCGGAGCGGACGGCCGCGCCGGCGAGGAGCUCCGGCCCUCGGACAUGGUCAAGAUGACCAAGUCUAAGACCUUCCAGGCCUACCUGCCCAGCUGCCACCGCACGUACAGCUGCAUACACUGCAGAGCGCACCUGGCCAACCACGACGAGCUCAUCUCCAAGUCCUUUCAGGGCAGCCAAGGAAGAGCUUAUCUUUUUAACUCUGUGGUGAACGUCGGCUGCGGUCCGGCCGAGGAGCGGGUUCUCCUCACGGGUCUUCACGCCGUGGCCGACAUCUACUGUGAAAACUGCAAAACCACGCUGGGCUGGAAAUAUGAGCACGCCUUUGAGAGCAGUCAGAAGUACAAAGAGGGAAAGUUCAUCAUCGAGCUGGCUCACAUGAUCAAAGACAACGGAUGGGAGUGACUCUCAACGCUCUAACUUGGGCGCUGGCUUGUCAAACUGUGACAAGUGGACCCCCCCACCCUCCCAAUCCCAGCCCCCCCCACCCUCUCCACGUCGUCUGUGACAUCACGCCACAGGGAGGCGACCAUGCUUUCAACUGACUUGUCGUGGUGACCUCUUGCUGGACAGCGAUGGACCACUUCUUUACGUUAGUGGAUAAGCGGUUAGCAUCGACUCGCUUUUUUUCUUUUAUUUUAAUGUGACGCGCUGCUGAUACGGACGUCGUUUUGAUAAAAUAAUGUAGCAUUGGCGAAGGAGCUAGCAUGUAAGCAAGCUCACAGGUUAGUUGCGCUGCUCACAGCUAGCUGCGCUGAACUAAUACGGCAGCGGAAACCGAACAAUUCAGCGAGCUAGCAUGUUGCUGAGCUAACAAGUUGGCGAACAAGUGUGCCCCUUUCGUAACAAUCUUUACCCUUAUUUUGGUUUCUUUUUUUUUUUCUUUCCAAAGUAUCAGAUCGUUAGCAAGCUAGAAAGUUGGAGAGUUAGCAUGCUAAUUUCUGAUUUUAUUUACGAUAUUUCCCCUUUUUGGUUUCUUCUUUGGUGUUUUCUUUCCCAGGUUUCAGAUCAUGUUACAAAAAAACCAUCAUAGCAGUAUUUCUCCACCAUAAAUAUAUGAAAUUAUGAAUAUAUUGAUAUUUAAAUAUAUAUAUGAAGAUAGUAGUAGUGUUUGGUUAAUACGAGAGUGGCUGGUCCCAUUUGAGAAACUGAUUGCAGAUCCUUAGAAAGAGAAGUUAUUUAGUACGUGGAUGUUAUACAUACAUUUAUAAUUAUAUAUAUAUAUAUAUAUAAUUAUAUGCACUCACUGUUGUUCGCUCUCAUGCACACGUGUGUAUUUGCAUUAUGACGUGCAACUGUUUUCUGCACUUUGCGGAGUCAUCUGCUUAACGUCAGCUUGGAGGUCAAACCACAAUAACGUUCGGACAUUUUCUCGUUUUUUUUUAUGUUUCCUUUGAUCAUGGAUAGUUCUGACAGACAAUUUCUUGUUUUGCUUCUUUAUCACAAUUGUCUCAUUUUAAUAAGGAUAGACAGCUACGACAUUUUCCCUUUUUGAGACAGUCAAGACUUGUUUUAGUAAUAAUGGACAAUUGGUAAGGUUGGGCAUCGUUUGAAUUUGAGCGAUUCCGGUUCCUUAUUUCGAUUGAGAUUCUUUUUAGGGGGCUGGGUCAAAAAAAGUUUGCAUGGUUUAAAUAAAGUGUGUCCAAAUUAUGAAUAGUAGAAAAUAUAACUUUGUUAAAAUCGUUAUUUGGGACUGUUUUAUCACGUCAAAUGGUUUAUAUGUGCAAGUUUUAACCUGACUUCCUGUUUUAAGCUUAUAGUCUUUUAUAUUGAAGGGUACACACCGGAACUCAGACUUAAGGCACGAAAAGUAACUUCACACGGCACCGGUGAUUAAAAAAAUAAAUAAAUAAAUGGAUGGAACCAAAUGCUAAAAAAAACGUUGAUUCCGUUCCUAAGCCACCAAUGAGGCACAAGUUUAGUGUUUGUGAGACGACGUUGAUGUGAAUUCUGUCCCAAUUCAUUGUGAUGUAAAGUUGCUUUGGUGAAGUUUUACUCGAUAUGAAGCUUUUUCUUUUCUGUCAUCAGCACUUACGUUGGUUUGAAGUAAAUGCUAAAAACCAUCAGUGCAUAAGGGCAACCAACCGUUUACCUUGUUAACAUAGUCUUAUUUUAUUGUUUUACUCACCCAGUUGAUUGAGAGUUGACUUCACUGAAGCUCCAUGUGGUGUAGGCUGAGGCUUGGAGCGUGUCAGACACUACCCAUCAUGAAAAUCUCCUUUGCACAAUAUAAUCUUAUUCCAAGUAAAAUUAUACUGAGGCGACUGGUCAUUAAUGUUAUCAAAGUUAAGACACACCUUUGUUCGCCGCCACUGGGCACAAGCAUGUCUUCGUGUGUGUUCUUCUUUGUUGGUUUUCACCGCUUCGUUGGGUUUUGCCACUAUUUCUUCAGGGUUGGUGGACUAUGCAUCGAAACUGGGAACCGAAAUUUCUAAAUUUGCGCGACUCCGGGAGAACCACAACGUUAGUCCCGGUCCCAAUCGAUUCUCGAUGCCCAACCCUAUCGAUUGGAUAUUUUUCUUGUUUUUCACUUAUGUGAUGAUUGGACAUUUCCAAAAUGUUCUCCUUUUUAAAUUUGUUUCUGUGGUAGAGAGUUACGACUUGUUCCUGUGUUUUUUGAGUCACGACAUUUUCUCAUUUGGCUUAAGUGAAAGAGAGUUUUGGAAUUUUCUUUUUAGUAGUUUAGUUUUCAGGUCUGUGAUGAUUUAGUUACCUUUUCCCGUUGUUUUUUUUCUGAUAGUUACAUUUUCUCUUUUUUAUAUCUCUCAUUAGUGACAGUUAAGAUAUUUACUCGUUUUACGUGUAUGCUCGACAAUUAUUUUCUUGUUUUACUUCUCUGGUGACGACAGUUACGACAUUUCCUCGUUUUAAAUUUUAUUUCUGAAAAGAUGGACAGUAACUACAUUUUACUUGUAUGAUGACCGUUUUGAAAUUUUCACCUGUUUUCGUUCGCUGUGAUGACUGCUCUGACGUUUUCCUGUUUUACUCGUUGAUUGUCAGUCGAAAAAUGUUUUUGGGUUUACUUAUGUGGUGAUCGACAAUUACAUUUCCUUUUUUUUUUUAAUACAAUAAUCAUCAAGUCAGUUUAUUAUUUUGCUCUUGUGACUUCUGCAGUGAUGGACAAUUACAUAUUCCUAUUUUUCAUGAUCAUGAAUAGUUACUACAUUUUCUCUUUUUGCUUUAUUUCUGUGAUAACUGCAAUUAGGGUGUCUUUUUUUAAUGACAUUCAGUUCUGACUUUCUUGUUUUACUAACAAUGGACUGUUAAAUUUUUUUCAUUGUUGGACAGUUCUGACUUUUUCAUUGGACACUUGGGACAGCUUCCUAGUUUUAAGUUUAUUUCCGUGACGACAGACACUACAUUUUUUUCCGUUUUUGCUUGUGUAAUGGAUGUUUAUAACAUUUUCUCAUGUUUUCUGUUCUGACGUUUUCUCAUUUAACUUCUGUGAUUACGAACAGGUUUUAGUGCACUUUACAAUCUCAAUGUUUUGAGCGUCUCUGGCCUCCAAGCUGCACCCAAUCACACGGCUCCGCAAAAAAAAAAUGUACGUUGUGCAGCGCAUAAUUCCGCCCUCCUUGAAUGAAAAAGGAAAAGGAACCACGCUACAUCAAACUUGUGCACAUUUGGCGGGAUGAGAGAAAAGUGAUUGAUUACUUUGCCGGCGAAGCACAUUCCAAUCACGCUUAUUUUCCUCCUCAAAUAAAAAAAAAAGAAAUGUUAGCGUUUACCAUUAGCAACUCUACUUGAACAACAAAUUGCGGAGAAAUUGUCCCCCUUUUUUGUACAUAAGGUGACAUCAUAUUUAAGCUUUUUAUAUGUAUAUUUCUACCAGCUUUUCUGUUGUCCCCAACUUGAAGCACUUUUGUGUGUGAGUGUGACUGUGUGUAUGAAGCUAGGCCACUUUUGUUUGCUUAGCCUGUUUAUUUAGUGGCGUGUUUGGACAUCGAGGGCGAGCUGGAAUCUCCCGCCAUCAUCUUGCCCCACCAGCCAUUUUGGAGGUCCAAGUAUUUUGUUGAUGUUUUUUUUUUUUUUUUUUAAGGCUGCACACUUGAUUGUAUUUCCUGUUAUUUAUUAGCAUCUUGCUGGCCUUAGCAGUUGUUGGAUCCCAAAUCAGGGCUCCUUGCUGUUUUUGUUUUUAAAUCAUCUUUAAAAAAAAAAGAAAAAAAGAGAGCUUUCUGGAAAGGAGAAGUGUCUGUUUUGUUCACCCUGGCAUCCCUGCUUGAGCUGUAGCUUUCUACACCGUGAAGGUGCAUUCAAGUGCUAGCGUAGAGUCAGGAACUGUCACAUGGCCUCAUUGUUUACAUCUGUGACUUGAGAUCUUUAUGUUAACGUGGUCAUUAAAAUGACAUUCGUCAUCGUGGGCGUUUGUUUCGGAUACUGAGCUGCAGCUUUACAAUGACUCAAAUGGUGCAUUCAAGCACUCAUGCAAACUUCAGAAAUGUCUCACACCUUAUGUUAAGACUCCCCAAAAAAUCUUACCGGACUCUAGAAGCUUUUUUUUUUUUUUUUUUUUUUUUUUUUUCCCCCCUUUUCUUUCUCCUCCCUUUCUCCUCUGUCAACUGAGAUGCAGCUUUCCCUUAAGUGGACGGUUCGUUCAAGUGCUCACAUAAAACGAGGAACUAUCACGACUUGGAUGUUUACACCCGUGACUGACAUGCCCAAAAAAUGCUUCACGGACGAGCAAAGCGUUCGUUUUACUCACCCUGGCGUCUCACCUGAGCUGCAGUUUUCUCACACUGUUCUUGGUGGAUUCAAGACUUUGUGUAAAGUUGGAAAUUACCACAUAAUUUGGACAUUUACAUCUGUGACUGGCUGGACAGGGGAAGCGUUUGUUUUGUUCACCCUGGCAAUUUCACCGAGCCACGACUUUGCAAUGAGUCAGUGGUGGAUUCGAGCACUCAGAUAAUGUCUGGAAUUAUCACAUGACCUGGUUGUUUACACCUGUAACUAACUGGGCACCUGGCAUCCCCACCGAGCUGCAACUUCGAAUCAGUCAAUGGUGUGUUCAAUAAAGUGGGAAACAACAUGACCUUGUUGUCGCCAAAAGGUAACGUACUGGACUGGUGGGGUGGCGUUAGUUUUGUCUGCUGUAGUGUCCUGUCUGCUGCAGUCUUUCCAAUCAGGCAAUGGUGUGUUCAGGUGCUUGCCGAUAAAAAUUUGGAAACACCACAUGGACUUGUAUUGUUUGCAGCUGUGAUGAAAUGUGCAACAGUGGCAGGAAGCUGGAUGUGGCAGUGUGAUCAGACAACUUAAUAACUUUUAUUUUGUUCACUCGGGCGUAUUCUGUAAUCAAUUAACAGUGCAUUUGAUGCUCGUGUUAAAGUCUGGAAAUUACAACGUCCCAGUUAGAACUACAGUCCCCUUGGAAGUGUUGGAUCAACAAAGUCAAUUCCUUUGUUUUUAUUGUAUACUGAAGACAUUUGGGUAUCAGAUCAAAAGAUGAAUAUGAGACAAAAGUUCAGAAAUUCCAGCUUUUAUUUAAUUAUAUUUGCGUGUUAAACAACUGAAGACAGAGCACCUUUUGUUUGAAGCCACCCACUUUUCAAGUGAGCAAAGGUAUUGGAACAGUCAUGAUUAAAUUAGCUUCAAGUCAAUAACAUUUCAUAUUUGGUGGCAUAACCCUUACUUGCAAUAACAACAUCAAGCGUGCGACCUAUUGACUUCACCAGACUGUUGCAUUCUUCAUUUCAAAUGGUUUUCCAGGCCUUUACUGCACCUUCUUUCAGUUCUUGUUUGUUUCUGAGGGUUUCUCCCUUCAGUCUCCUCUUUAGGAGGUAGACUGCAUGCUCUGUAGGGUUAAGGUCCGGUGAUUGACUUGGCCAGUCUAAGCCCUUUCACUUUUAAGCAAUCAAUCUAAAAGGCAACACCUGAGGAACUCGAAACAACCAGCAGUCACAUGUUCUAAUACUUUUGCUCACUUGAUAAGUGGGUGGCUUCAAACAAAAUGUGCUCCGUCCUGAGUUGUUCAACACAUCUAGAUGUAAAUACCAUGAAAUAAAGGCUGGAUUUCUGAACUUUUGUCUCAUUCAUUUUUUGAUCUGGAAUCCAAAUGUCUUCAGUAUACAACAAAAACAGGAAAUGACCUUGCUGUUCCAAUACUUUUGGAGGGGACUGUAUAUUCAUCCGCCCCCAAAAAGCUUUGAAGCAUUUGUUUUUUCCCACUCUGGCACCCCCCACAGAGAUGCAGUUUACCAAUCUGUCACAUCUGUUCACGUAAAGUCAGGAACUAUCACAUGACUUGAAUGUUUACACCUGUGACUGACUGGACAAGAGAAGUGUUUGUUUUGUUCUCCCCCACCACACACACACACACACACAAGCUGCAGCUUUCCAGUCAAUUAACGGUAUGUUCAGGCGCUCACGUAAAUUUGAAAAGUAUCAUAUGACUUUGAUGUUUACGCUUGUGACUGGCUUCUUCUCUAAAAUAGCUUCACGGACAAGAGAAGUGUUUGUUUCAUUUACCCUGGCGUCCCCUUUGCCCCCAGCACCUGAGCAGCAGCUUUCCAAACAGCCAGCGGUGCGUUCAAGUACUCUGAUAAAGUUGGGAAAAGUGACAAUGUUGUGUUGAAGCUCCUAUUUAUGACCCCACCCCCACCCAAAAAAAAGCUGAGGGCACAGGAGGAGCGUUUGUUUUUGUACACCCUGACACCCCCAGUCGAGCCACAGCUCUCCAAACCGCCAACGGUGCGUUCAAUUACUCACAUAAAGUCAAACUGCCACAAAACACAUCUAUACUGGCUUCUUGAGUUGUAUCACAGGAAGAGUAUUUGUUUUAUUUGUUGGCGUCCCCCAACGAGCCAGUUCUCCAAUCAGUCCAUGGUGUGUUCACGUGUUGGCGUAAAAGUUACCAACUGCCUCGGUACAUCGUAUCGAUACUUCUGACUGGCUUGUGUAGACUUAAUGUUACGGGAAUGUUUAGUUCAUCCUGGCAUCCCGACAACAAGCUGGCUUGUCGUCUGUUGAAUUUAGGGCCUCCAUCUCGGCGGCCACCAUCAGUGACUACCAAAAAAAAAAAAAAAAAAAAAGGGAGUCUUGUCCAAUUGCAAAAUCCCAAAAAGUGUGGAAUGAUAUUUUUGUUUUGACAGCAGAAGGGAGGUUUGUGGAGAGGGGGGGGGAGAGAGUUUUUGCCAACUUAUCUGAUGUCAUGUGACACUGGUGAGCGCCUCUUUAAUGCUGGUGAAUUGAGGUGGACAGCAUGUAUUCAUAGAAUGACUAUUAUUUUUAUUCUAUUCUAUUCUGUGCCUGUUCUGUUUCUCAUUGAAAAUGUUUGGGAUUAUUCUGAUGCUGAUUUUUAUUUGGUCUGCAUUCUGCCUCAGUAGACGUCUCUUUUCACUCGUGUAAACUAUCUUGAUAUCACAAUAAAAUUUUCAAUGCUAUUCACUUCACCGUUUUAAUUUGAUUACAUUUCCAAUAAAGUUUGUACUUUUUUCCCAAACAAGUUGAGGAAAUUUAAACUUCCUAAAAAAAAAUUCUCGGCAUGGUAGCUGACUGGUUAGCACAUCUGCCUCACAGUUCAGAGGACCUAGGUUCAAAUCUUGCCUUGCCUGUGUGGAGU